Harmonia axyridis is the source of this 794-nucleotide messenger RNA. Its product is annotated as 60S ribosomal protein L13-like. Bases 83 to 745 code for a protein of 220 amino acids. The record is from RefSeq and is a predicted model, not a curated record. The transcript has a single exon. Gene Ontology annotation, cellular component: ribosome; cytosolic large ribosomal subunit. Gene Ontology annotation, biological process: translation. Gene Ontology annotation, molecular function: RNA binding; structural constituent of ribosome. Lineage: Eukaryota; Metazoa; Arthropoda; Insecta; Coleoptera; Coccinellidae.
GUGUGAAUAACCUUCCUUUUCGACCAGUCUGUAUAACACGUGUGUGUUUGUUCCAGGUUUGUGCUUUCAAGUUUAGCCCAAAAUGGCUCCUAAAGGUAAUAAUAUGAUCCCAAAUGGUCAUUUCCAUAAGGAUUGGCAAAGAUUUGUGAAGACUUGGUUCAAUCAACCCGCGCGUAAAUUCCGAAGGAGACAAAACCGUAUCAAGAAAGCUAAUGCGAUCGCACCCAGACCAGCCAAAGGCCCCCUUCGUCCAGCUGUGAGAUGUCCAACGGUACGUUAUCAUACUAAGCUUCGUACAGGAAGAGGCUUUACCCUCCAAGAAUUGAAAACAGCAGGACUUAAUGCUCGUUAUGCUAGAACUAUUGGAAUAGCAGUCGAUCAUCGUAGGAGAAAUAAGUCCCUCGAGUCUGUUCAAUUGAACGUACAAAGGUUGAAGGAAUAUCAAUCGAAAUUGAUUUUGUUCCCCAUCCACAAUAAAAAGAAAUUGAAAGCAGGAGAGGCUAAUGAGGAAGAAAGGAAGGUUGCCACUCAAUUAACUACUGAAGUACUUCCUAUUCGUCAAGCUUCUAUCAAGUUGAAGGCUAAGGUGCCAACGGAAGAGGAAAAGAACUUCAGUCCAUACAACACCCUCAGAAAGGCGCGUGCUGAUGCUAGAUUGAUAGGAAUUCGUGCUAAGAGAGCAAAGGAUGCUGCCGAGAAUGAAGAUGUAACCAAGGCUUCAAAAGAGAAGAAACAGAAGAAAUAAAUUUUUCUGAUUAAUAUUUGAUAAGUGUAAAAAUAUAAUAUCUUCUUAA